This is a messenger RNA of Guillardia theta CCMP2712, 399 nucleotides long. RefSeq lists its product as hypothetical. The transcript is spliced from 6 exons. NCBI's taxonomy places the organism in Eukaryota, Cryptophyceae, Pyrenomonadales, Geminigeraceae. The record is from RefSeq and is a predicted model, not a curated record. Bases 1 to 399 code for a protein of 132 amino acids.
AUGAUCUUUCAGCCACACUCUGAUCGAACGAAGGCUCUCAUGGAGAGCUCGAUCCCAGUUCUUCUUUGUGCUGCGCUGCAUCUCUCCAUGGUGUCAUAUGGGUUGACUCAGCCUGGAUCUGCGGAAGAAUUCCAGUUUCUUGCAACACAAGGGUUUGUGAAGCUUUCCGCCAUGCAGGAGAUGCGCUCUAGCCCUGUGUUUGUUUCUGAGGAAUGGGCGCAUGUCCUUGCAUGGGAUUUGUUUGUAGGGAGAUAUGUUUACCUCGAUGGACUUGCGAAGAAGAUUCCAACACCACACAGUCUGUUUUUUACUUUCCUCCUUGGGCCGCUGGGGCUUACUAUGCAUCUUAUUACGCGCGCAGUAGUCCUCAAAGACGCUUCUAGCCUUACGAAGCUGUGA